UGAAAAUGAAAAGAGAACCCUGAUGGAAUGAUAUCAAUUCUUGAAAUCUUCACGAGAAGCCCGGAGGAGAGGAGAGGCGAGGCAAGCCAAAUUUUCUCAGGCAACAACUCUCUCGCCAUAACAGUCGAAACCUUAUUGCCGCCCCAUCCGUCGACGUCUUCCCAGUCCAGUAUCGAACAUCCAAUUCUAUUCAACCUUGCCAAUUUUUAUGUUUUUGUCGUCGUAUUUAUCUUCAUACGCAUCUGUUUGCACGGGAAGCUCAUAUAACUUUUUUCUGAGAGCUAAAUCUUUCCUGCUACUAUACAAUUCUAACCAUUUAACUCUAUCUCCUGGAGCGUUCAUGCAAUUAUAAUACCAACUGCUGCUCUGGUCGUCGGUAUUUUUUUCUUCGGAUGAUAACCGCCGAUUUAACAGCCUAGCUACGAAAGGGUCCAACCUAUUGGACGUUUGUUGUUGUCCUCAGACCCCCUCAGUUGCGCUCACUUACUGUCAAAAACCUCAACCGGCUCAGCUUUUCUCCUAUGGGAUUACAAGUCCGUUUUUAACAGCUUGCAGCGAAGCUCGACGGUGCUCUUCCUGCAGCUGCAGUCAAUAUCAUUCCGCAGAUAGCGGAAGACCUUUUACUACUUCCAUUGCGGACUAGAGUCAUUAAUUCAAUCGCCUAAAGCCUUCUCCAGGACUACAAUUAUCAAGAUUAAGUACCGAAGACAUUUUCUGCGAUUACAUCAUCAAUCUUCACGCACUUUAGGUCGCUUUGUUACAAGUAUAACCUUCAAAAGAAUGUCACUGGGCACGAGGAUAAAUGGCUACAUCCGUGAAGGUAGUCAACGCGCUCGCGGACUUAUUCUUCUUCAGCCCUCUCGUUCUCUCACCCGUGGUGUGUUAGAUGGGCCUAGACGGAUAAUUGACCCGGAUUCUGGCCAAGUGUCCCGCGAAACGACUUCACGGGAGCUUCAAGUCUCGGAGUAUCAUUGGGAUGAUCAGUUUGAGUAAGUUUUGAGUACUUCACCGUCCUGAUUUCCUCUGAAAUUUACAAAACAGCAACUAACAGACCUUCAGUGAACUUCUAGAAGCAUAUUGGGAAGAAUCUGAUGACGAUAAAGAAGUCACCGCUAAAGAAGCAAUUCUUGCACAAUCUAAACGCAAGAAACGCCGUGUUCCACGUUUGAUUCAACUUUCAGUUGAUACAAUUCUGAAGAAUAUUGGUGACGUUACAUAUGAAAAGAUUCAGUAUAUGCCUUCGCUACAACUCGAGUUUCUCUGGCGUGAGUUGUCCAAGAGGUUAGUUCGAAUCUUGUAUCCUUGCCGUGAAUUGAGUUUCUUUAUAAGAAACUCUCAUAAGCGGCAUCACUGCACACCUUAUCUUAAAGACUUUACAUACCAAGUAUCGGGACCUUGCACUGACGUUUUUAUCGUAGAUGUGUUAAUAGUUUUAAUACUUGGAAAGCUUUCUCAAAGGCCCUCGACCGACACGAAGGUGCCAUUCUAAACCAAUUUCGUUAUUGUGGUUCUAUUCCAGAGCCAGUUCCGUCCUUAUCUAUCUAUACUAAGCCACUUAGUUCAACAAGUUUCGACUUUCUCGUGCACUUAUCCAUUACGACUGCUUUCAAAACGUCGGAUCUGGUUGAAUUAUCUGCAAUGACUAAUCUAGUAGCACUCGAGAUUGUCAAUCCUAAGCAUGUCCAUCAUUCCAGGAAUACCGGUAAAUUGUUCGACACCAGCUUCGGUGACAGGGUAAUAAAAACCUGGAGUGAAGGAGCAAUUAGUGGAAAGGCGUUCCAAGUACUGAGGAUCUUAAAGCUCCGGGAUUUUGAAGAAAUUACAAACAAUUGCUUCCAGUACCUAAACCGCUUUCCAGCUUUAGCUGUUUUCGAUGUUCUUGACUGCGAUUUCAAUGGAUUGGCUCAACUUGGAGCUGAAAGACUUGGCUGGGAAGUUCAUCCUGAUGGAGGUUUGCUUGAAAUUUUACAGUCAGACUGUGUGAAGCACAUUAUGGCUUUGCGCAAUACUCUUGGUCUUCCUGUAAGUCAAUUCAUUGAUUCCAGAACCCCUUUUUUCCUCCAAAGGAUCUCGGUAAUGGUUUGAGCACGGACCUUUGUGUUCAAAAUUCCUUCAAACUUAACUCGAGCAAUAUGGGACCGAACAAACAAUUAGUAACAACAAUGUUUACAGGUCAGACCAAUUCGAAGGUCCGCUGCAAAGCCUUUGCGGGACAAAGCCAAGAUUACAAUUAUUCCCCGACCAAAUUUAUCAGCCUUUCUUACUGGAGAUCCGACUUCCUCUUCAACACCAGCACGGAAUAGAGCGUACCUGGACGCUGAACAGCAAGUUAGAGUGAUGGAGCAAACCCCUGCUGGACGGGAGAAGCUGAGGCGUACUGGCUUUUCGCACUUCGAAGCUGUGGAUUAUAUAAGUCGUAAAAAAAUUCGCGAGCUUGAAACCUGGGAAUUCCGCACACUCACCUCUCUCAAUCGUAUCAGUGAACUUCGCAAUGACGAGGACUUCCGCGCUGCUGGUCUAGAAGUUGGUGAUUCAAUACCUAUUGUCUGUGGUGAAAUAAUAUCUGCUGUUCCUGUAGCUUCUCUUCGUCUUGGUCCAGAGCUAUCAUAUACACCAUCACGCGCAGACUUACACCAGCCAUUCUAUGAUGGAGGAAUGAGUGAUAGAUCGCUCAAAUACACUUGCAGGAAGGUCGGAGCAAAGGGAUAUGUAUAUACUCGUAUCAAAAUCCCUAUCGCUAGAACCAGGACAAGAGAGCAAGCUGAAGGGCAGGAUGAAGGAAAGACGGUUGACAAAGCUGGUGGCUCGGGAUCUAGGCGAGCUAAGCGUAGGAUAAUUAAGGGGGAGAAGAGACAGCAAAUAGGUGAUCUUUUGGCGGGCGUAAUGGGAGUUAUUUAAGCGCUAAAGAUAUUUUCCUAGUUAAACGGUGGGCUUUUGCGUUUAGUGGCGCUCUAAAAUCAUAUUCUAGGGCUCUUACAGGCUUUUUUUGAAGAGUUUCUAGCUGCUCCAGAGCUUUUAGGGUUUUCAAAUUUGUGGAGUAAGAAGAUACCCAAGUUAUACUGUAUGAUAUAGCUUGAAUGAUACCAAAUGAUAUUUUAUAGUGAAUUUUGCAUGAGAUGGCAU
Messenger RNA from Sclerotinia trifoliorum, 3123 nucleotides. The record is from the annotation of a GenBank genome assembly. NCBI's taxonomy places the organism in Eukaryota, Fungi, Ascomycota, Leotiomycetes, Helotiales, Sclerotiniaceae.